Saxophila tyrrhenica is the source of this 1017-nucleotide messenger RNA. RefSeq lists its product as uncharacterized. Gene Ontology annotation, molecular function: phosphatidylinositol binding. The record is from RefSeq and is a predicted model, not a curated record. Gene Ontology annotation, biological process: regulation of ruffle assembly. The coding region runs from base 1 to 1017 and encodes 338 amino acids. Gene Ontology annotation, cellular component: ruffle membrane. NCBI's taxonomy places the organism in Eukaryota, Fungi, Ascomycota, Dothideomycetes, Mycosphaerellales, Extremaceae. The transcript has 2 exons.
AUGACGACCGAACGCAUCCAGUCUUCGACGAAAGAAACGAGUGGUCGCGUUCAAACCUCAACGAAAGAAGCAUGGUCGAAAACGAAGCUGCGCAGCAAAGACUGGUGGAAUCGCGUUGGCGACCCUUCUCUUGAAAAGGCCACCAACAAAAUAGGCGCAGAGACUUUCUGGCCAACUUCCCUCGACCGCGAAUCGCAGAAAGCUGCUCGAAUACUGCGAAGCUUCUGCAUCGAUGGAUUCACGGCACAGGACGCUAAAGACCUCGGGGGAAGUAAUGUCGAUGUUACGGAAAUACAGCUCAUGAAGAUCCCGACUGAAAGGGACAAGGUCAUUCGCGAGUGUAAAGGACUAGCCAUCUUCACCGUCAUCCGAACCGGCUUCUUGUCCUCGAGAUCUGGAGGAAGCGGUAUCAUCGUGGCUAAGCAACCAGACGGCAAAUGGUCGCCUCCAUCUGGGAUUGUUAUCACAGCUCUAGGUAUGGGCUUUCAAGCUGGCGCCGACAUAUACGACUGCGUUUGCGUGAUCGAAAACGACGACGGCAUGGAUGGCUUCCUUAAAGCACGCACCACUAUGGGUGGUGAAGUCGGUGUUGCCGCAGGCCCCCUCGGUGGCGGUGCCAUUGUCGGUUCUGAAGUUCACAAACGUCAGGCGCCGGUCUUGACGUAUACAAAGGGUCGAGGGCUGUACAUGGGCGUGCAAGUGAAGGGGACCGUCAUCGUGGAACGCUCUAGCGAGAACGAGCGAUUCUAUGGCGUCGAAGACGUGAAGUGCACCUCAAUCCUCAACGGAGAGGUACCACCUCCAUCUGACUCUAUUGAAGAGGUCGGCCAGCUCUGGGAGACGCUCAAGGCAGUGCAGGGCGACCCGCACGACAAAUCCAAACUUCCGCCAUCCAAGGAUGCACCCGACGACCGUGAGCUCGAGGUGCCAAAGGAAACAAGCCAGGCAGAAUACGAUGAUAUUGGCAUGUGCCCCGAAUUCUCUGAUGAGGAGAAGCGUGCAGGGCAGGCAUCUUGA